Wasmannia auropunctata (little fire ant) is the source of this 2438-nucleotide messenger RNA. RefSeq names its product zinc finger protein Pegasus. Gene Ontology annotation, molecular function: DNA-binding transcription factor activity; RNA polymerase II cis-regulatory region sequence-specific DNA binding. Gene Ontology annotation, biological process: regulation of transcription by RNA polymerase II. The record is from RefSeq and is a predicted model, not a curated record. Lineage: Eukaryota; Metazoa; Arthropoda; Insecta; Hymenoptera; Formicidae. The coding region runs from base 601 to 2082 and encodes 493 amino acids. The transcript has 6 exons.
ACCGAGAGCGAGAGAGCUGCCGCCUCCGUCCGUUUCUCGUACAUCCGUACCCCGUUUGUCCUCUCCGCCCCUCCGCCGCGCCGCCGCUGGCCUCCACCCCCUCCUCGCGUUCCCCCGUCGCCAAUCAUUUUUUUUCCUCGCCUCCUCCGCCGUCGCGCGCGCGACCGCCAGAGACUUUCCGCGGAAAAGCCGCGAAAACUACGUCACGAGUGACGGAUUCGGUCGAAACUGGGACAAAGUGCAGUGCACUCUGGCAUUGCGCUUUACCACCAGGUGUUUCUAUGCCGUAAUCUUCCCAGGAUUGGGUAACACUCGUACCGUUGCACCUUGCUCUCUCUCGGCGGAGCACCCCUUCUCGAUCGGAGUCGCGUAUUCGCGUUUUCACGCGCUCGAGCUCCGCGCGCUCCUCUCUCUCUCUCUCUCUCUCUUUCUCUCUCUCGCGUCGCGAGAGCCUCUUGCGAAUCCGCACGGGUGACAGCACGCCUGACGGAGGAGAGUUAUACGGGUGUAUCGCGGGUUAUACACGUUCGCCACGCCGGAGAGAGAGCUGACAGGUAAAGGUUAGAUGACGGACUCAAGAUAGUCCUUCCGCCUGGUAACAUGUCAGAUGGGGUUGACGGUGGUGGUGGGGAAAACGAGGUAGACUCCCAUUCCUCGUCGCAAGCCGAGGCCGGAGACUCUUCUAAUCACCGGGAGGAAGAGGCGUUAGAUCCUGACAACGAGGCGGCUCUCAAUACGAAUUAUGACAGUAGCGACGGAGCCGUUCCUGCGUUUAGAUGUGAUAGAUGCGACAAUUAUGAAACUAUAAACAAGACAGCCUUCACCGCUCAUCAAGACCAAUGUCUGGCGAGCGGCGAAGCCGGGGAGAGCGCUGAAGGCAUAGAAGGGACAGAGAAUGACGGGGAUGCGGAGGAGGGCCAUUCGGGGAUCAGGUCUCACAGAAAGAUGUUUGAAUGUGAUGUCUGUAAUAUGAAAUUUUCAAAUGGAGCUAACAUGAGACGACACAAAAUGAGGCACACAGGAGUGAAACCGUACGAGUGUCGGGUAUGUCAGAAGAGAUUCUUUCGGAAGGACCAUCUUGCGGAACACUUUACGACGCAUUCAAAAACUUUGCCAUAUCAUUGCCCGAUUUGUAACCGAGGUUUCCAAAGACAGAUCGCGAUGCGCGCUCACUUUCAGAACGAACACGUCGGUCAGCAUGAUAUGGUCAAGUCGUGUCCUCUCUGCAAUUACCGUGCGGCUACCAUGAAAUGCCUUAGGUUGCACUUCUUUAAUAGACAUGGAAUAGAUUUAGAUAAUCCAGGACCAAAUAGCUCUACGUCCAUAAUGAAUAGUUGCACGUCCGGGGAGGCGAUGCCUUCGGCACCUCUGUCCGACAGCGGGGACAGCACUGGCAACCGUUCGACCGACAACGCUACGCCCCCCAUGCAUUUUCUCACGCCCCACGUGGAGAUAUCCAUUCCUUACCCCGAACAAGCUGCCAGCCAACGAAAUCCAAGUCCUGCCCCGUUGAACGGUGACAGCCCCAAUAGUCCGCAGAGCGCAGACAGCAAUAGCAACGCGCCGAGCAGUAGUCAUCACCAAUUAUCUAUCAAUAGCAGUAGCAUUCAUAGGAACGUAGGCGGAGGCGACGAAGCCAUUACACCUUCGAUCUCCCUGAUACCCAUCAAGCAGGAGCCGAACAGCAACGGUAUGGACGACAGCGGGGCAACAUCGAGCAAUCUACCAUUACCAUCGCUGAUCAAGGUGUCGCCGUUGAAGUCGUUACUGCGCGACGAUCUACGCCGCAAGCUCUCCACCAGCUCCACCAAUAACAACAAUAACAGCAGUAACAACAGCGGCUGCGGCGUCAAUUCCAAUCCGCACUCGAGGGGCGAGCCGCCCACCUCGACCAGGCCGGAUCCUCGCACGAGCGGCCUCCAGUGCACCCACUGUCGCAUCACGUUUCCGGAUCAGACGUUGUACUUCCUCCACAAAGGUUGUCACAGCGAGAGUAACCCGUGGAAGUGCAAUAUUUGCGGGGAGCAGUGCUGCAAUCUGUACCAGUUCAACUCGCAUUUACUGAGUAAGAGUCAUCAGUAGCUGGGAGGAGAAGAGGCAGAGAAGAAAUAUCCGCAAUUUGAAAUUCGUCUUUCCUCCUUUCCGUUUCGUCUACUUCUUUUUUUCUUUUCCUUCUUCGUCGAACGAAACAAAAACGGCAGGAGAUUCCGUACGUAUCGUCGAUUACGUACGUUCAGUGUUCAUUAGCAUGAGGGUAUAAGUAUUUUCUGCGACGUGUCCAGACAUACUUCUCGUUAAAAAGUACUUUCGAAAUACCGCAAGAACGCGCUCGCCGGAGCAUGACGACGAGUCAACUGUAAAUUGAAUUGUAAAUUAUUCUUAAAGAAUUCGAGAGAGAGAGGGGGAGAGUAUGUCUGCUCUCUCAGAAAAUAAUGUAC